Molecule: messenger RNA, 3106 nt
Organism: Odocoileus virginianus texanus
Lineage: Eukaryota; Metazoa; Chordata; Mammalia; Artiodactyla; Cervidae
Source: RefSeq, a predicted model, not a curated record
UGUCUCCCUGGCUGUUGCUGCCUGCCCCCUUUUUGUGUGACUGGGAGGGAGCCCCCUGACCUUGGCACCACUGGGCAGCCUUGCAGGAUGGCGGUGAUGCUGCGGUGUCAGGCCUGGGGCAAAACCGCCAGGAGAGGGCCCAGCAUGGUGGGCAGGAAGGCCCCCACCUCCCAGUGCCUCCAUGGAGGUCAGCAUGGGGACCCGCACUGGGCAGAGUACAGGUUCCAGGAGGGCUGGCCAGGUGUGCUAGGCCUCCAGCUCAGGUGUGACUUGACCCUUUACCCAUAUCCUGACCUUUGCCACAGCUCCAUAAAACAGCCUGCCAGACCCAGGGCUGUUCCAGUGGCUUCAGAAGUGGGGGUGUAAGGGUGUAGCUUCAGGCCACACUCUGCUGCCUCCCACUUAGUCGUUUUUCUCUACAGCCUGUUGUUUGUCCAGUUUGGGAUCCCUGACCUGAGCAGGCAGGCCUAGUGGGCUGGUUGGGAGCUGGUUUUUCUGGAAACUCCAUGUGGCGCUGGUCAGCUCUUGGCCAGUAAGGGGAAGCCGGGCUGGGCUCUGGGAGGCGUUUCUGGCUUCUUGAUUUUUAGAGGUAGAUGGGAGGGAACGACUGAGUGUGAUCAUGACAGAAUACCACCGAUGGGGCUAAAUCAACAGUUUCCUCACAGUUGUGGGGAUAGAAAAUUCAAGACCAAGGUUCCUGCUGCCUUGGUUGCUGAGAGGAGCUCUUCCUGGCCCCAGACAGCUGCCUUCUCACCAUGCACUCCCAGACCAGCCCUCCCGGGGCUCUUCCCAGGAAGGCUCUCAUCCUAUCCUGGGGCCCAGCCUCGUGACCUUCUCAUCUGAGUCAUCUCCCGGAGCCCCUGCCUCCUAAUUUCAUCCCAUUGGGCUCAGGGCUUCAAAAUAUGAAUUAGAGGGGACACAGCCCAGUCCAUAGCAGUGGGACCCUGAAAGGAGAUGGCAGCCCAUGGUCUGGCUCCCAGCCGGCUGCCUGCUGUCCUGGGUCUGUGCUACACGGGGCACUCAGCAGGCUGUUUGCUGCGCUAACACCUCGUCCAGCAAGAGCGCAUGACACGUUCCCUGGGGGUCCCCAACGCAGGCGGGGCUCUCCCUGCCUGUGAGCCGGUGCGUUCUCUGGUGAACCCGGCAAGAUGGGUCCUCUUGGGGGUCAGGGGCUCCCUGGCAUUUGGAGUCUGUUUCCCCGGAAGUGUGUGGGUGGAGCCAGAUCACGGUUACGCCCCUUCUGCGGAGGCGCCUCCUGGUCCCCCUGCCCCAGGGACGGACGCCGAUGUGCCGUCUGAGCACGGCACACCCUGUGCCCAUCAUGGGACGGCUGGGUGGCUGCUCGAACCACCCCGGCCCUGGAGGCCAGAGAGGCCCCCGGCUCUGCCUGCCACUCCUUGGACGGGGCCUCACCCGGGGCCUGUUGGUCCCUCUCGGGACCCUUCCCUCGACUUCAUUGCCGGGAGCCCCAGACCAGGACGACGGUGCUCCGAGAGGGGCUGGGAACGGAGCCCGGGUGAGAGUUGGGCCCAGGGUCACAGGGUACAGGGGAGCGGAACUUGACCUGGUGUCGUGUUUAUUUUAUGGUCUGUAUUUCCUCUUUGUUGUGAAACUGGAGCUGACGGGGCCUUGGGCACGUCCUGCUGCCUGCGUGGACCUCCCGGGCGCCCCCCGCGGUUCACGUGUGACCACGUGGACGUGAGAGCUCACCACUGGGCUGAGCCAAAAUCAGAUCAGAAUCGCUGCUCACGUGACGGUCCCGUCACCUGUCAGAUCCUCCAGUGGGCUCAGCCCGUGGGUGCCCCGCAGGACCCCAGCUCCAAGCUCAGCUGGAACUGAGGCUCUUUCAGUUUCUGGCUUCACGCAUUGCUGCCAGAGCUGCUGCCAGCCAUGGAGGAGCCGGAGGAGCAGCCGCCCCGCGAGGCCGACACAGAGCCCGUCGUGACUUCAGGGGCCUCAGAGGCGGUGCCCAGGGUGCUCCCCGAAGACCCCCAGAACCUGUCCGACGUGGAUGCGUUCAACCUGCUGCUGGAGAUGAAGCUGAAGAGGCGGCGAGAGCGGCCCGACCUGCCGCGCACUGUGACUGAGCUGGUGGCCGAGGACGGCAGCCGCGUGUACGUGGUGGGCACGGCCCACUUCAGCGACGACAGCAAGCGGGACGUGGUGAAGACCAUCCGAGAGGUGCAGCCCGACGUCGUGGUGGUGGAGCUCUGCCAGUACCGUGUGUCCAUGCUGAAGAUGGACGAGCGCACGCUGCUGCGCGAGGCCAAGGAGAUCAGCCUGGAGAAGCUGCAGCAGGCCGUCAGGCAGAACGGCGUGGCGUCCGGGCUGAUGCAGAUGCUCCUGCUGAAGGUGUCCGCCCACAUCACCGAGCAGCUGGGCGUGGCCCCCGGCGGCGAGUUCAGGGAGGCCUUCAAGGAGGCCAGCAGGGUGCCGUUCUGCAAGUUCCACCUGGGCGACCGCCCCAUCCCUGUUACCUUCAAGCGGGCCAUCGCCGCCCUCUCCUUCUGGCAGAAGGUCAAGCUGGCCUGGGGCCUGUGCUUCCUGUCGGACCCCAUCAGCAAGGACGACGUGGAGCGCUGCAAGCAGAAGGACCUGCUGGAGCAGAUGAUGGCGGAAAUGGUGGGUGAGUUCCCCGACCUGCACCGCACCAUCGUGUCCGAGCGCGACGUUUACCUGACCUACAUGCUGCGCCAGGCUGCGCGCCGCCUGGAGCUGCCUCGCGCCUCCGACGCCGAGCCCAGGAAGUGCGUUCCCUCCGUGGUGGUGGGCGUCGUGGGCAUGGGCCACGUACCCGGCAUUGAGAAGAACUGGACCACCGACCUCAACAUCCAGGAGAUCAUGACCGUGCCCCCGCCGUCCGCCUCUGGCAGAGUGUCCCGCCUGGCCGUGAAGGCCGCCGCCCUGGGCCUCCUUGGCUACGGCGUCUACUGGACGGGGCGCCGUGCCGCCAGCCUGCUCCUGGCCCUGCCCGCCGCCCGGCACUGCCUGCAGAGGCUCUCCCACGCCUGGCCGCACAAGUAGCAGGACGGACGGAGCCAGCGCACCCGGGCAGGGGUCGCCCUGCCCGCCCCCAGCCCGCCCAAAUAAAAGAGUUGUUCACUGU